This is a messenger RNA of Sphenostylis stenocarpa, 597 nucleotides long. The record is from the annotation of a GenBank genome assembly. NCBI's taxonomy places the organism in Eukaryota, Viridiplantae, Streptophyta, Magnoliopsida, Fabales, Fabaceae.
AUGGCUGCUCUAGCUCUUGCACUGCUUCUUUUCGCUCUCAGUGGCACUUCAAGUGCAACUUGGUGCGUUUGCAAAGAUGGAGGCGAUGCGAUCCUGCAGAAAACGUUGGACUAUGCUUGUGGAGCAGGUGCUGACUGUAACCCUCUCCAUCUAAACGGGCCUUGUUUCCAGCCCAACACCGUCAGGGCCCACUGCAGCUACGCCGUGAAUAGCUACUUCCAAAGAAAGGGUCAAACUCAAGGGUCCUGUGAGUUUGCAGGAACGGCCACUGUUACUGCAUCUGACCCCAGCACUAGCGGUUGUGUCUACCCUUCAAGUGUCAGUGCUGCAGGCACUGGUACAACACCUGUCACAACUACACCAACCAUGGGCACCACUCCUAGUACUGGAACCCCAUCUACCGGUACCGGCACCAGCACCAGCACUGGUACUACUCCAUACAGCACAACACCUGGAGUAUUAGGAGGCAUUGGCACUGGCAUGGGACCUUCGGGAUCUGGCAUGAAUGAUGAAAGUCAUGGUGGCCUUAGACUAAUGCACUCUAGUUUCUUCUCUAUCACCCUAUUCUCUGCCUUCAUGAUCUUCUGCUGGGGUUGA